This is a messenger RNA of Triticum turgidum subsp. durum (durum wheat), 678 nucleotides long. The record is from the annotation of a GenBank genome assembly. NCBI's taxonomy places the organism in Eukaryota, Viridiplantae, Streptophyta, Magnoliopsida, Poales, Poaceae.
AUGGAGCCUAUGAAGGUGUACGGCUGGGCGGUGUCGCCAUGGAUGGCGCGGGUCCUCGUCUCCCUGGAGGAGGCCGGCGCCGAGUACGAGCUCGUGCCCAUGAGCCGCAACGGCGGCGACCACCGGCGGCCGGAGCACCUCGCCAGAAACAUUCCGCAGCCCUUCGGUGAGAUCCCGGUGCUCGAAGACGGCGGUCUGACGCUUUACCAAUCCCGCGCCAUUGCAAGGCAUAUUCUCCGCAAACACAAGCCCGGGCUUCUAGGAGCAGGCAGCCUCGAGGAGUCGGCGAUGGUGGAUGUAUGGGUCGACGUGGAUGCCCACCAGCUGGAGCCCGUACUCAAGCCCAUCGUGUGGAACUGCAUCAUCAACCCGUUCGUCGGGAGGGACGUCGACCAGGGCCUCGUCGAUGAGAGCGUCGAGAAGCUCAAGAAGCUGCUGGAGGUGUACGAGGCGAGACUGUCAAGCAACAAGUACUUGGCCGGGGAUUUCGUCAGCUUCGCCGACCUCACCCAUUUCUCCUUCAUGCGCUACUUCAUGGCGACGGAGCAUGCGGUUGUGCUCGAUGCGUAUCCGCAUGUGAAGGCAUGGUGGGAGGCGCUGCUGGCAAGGCCAUCGGUCAAGAAGGUGAUAGCUGGCAUGCCUCCGGAUUUUGGAUUCGGGAGUGGGAGAAUACCAUGA